Molecule: messenger RNA, 842 nt
Organism: Aegilops tauschii subsp. strangulata
Lineage: Eukaryota; Viridiplantae; Streptophyta; Magnoliopsida; Poales; Poaceae
Product: small ribosomal subunit protein uS8z/uS8w
Biological process (GO): translation
Cellular component (GO): ribosome
Molecular function (GO): structural constituent of ribosome
Source: RefSeq, a predicted model, not a curated record
UCAACCUGUCCCCACAUGUCAUCUCUCCUCACCACGAACCGUUGCUCAAAUAUCCAAGCACUGAAGGACCAAACCACAAAUGCCCGCAUCCAUCUAGGGCACCCACCCCUCGAAGCGAUCGACCACCGUCCAACCCAGAUCCAACGGGCGCGCACCCAUCCGCUCGCCUUUUUUAACACCUCAAAACCCUACCUCGGGCUGUUUCUCUCCCCGCCGUCGCCUUCCUCCCUCGCCCUUGCCUCCCCGCCGCCACCCAACCCAAGCACAGAGCUCCCGGCUUCUCCCCCCUACGAGGCAAGGAUGGUGAGGGUUAGCGUCCUGAAUGAUGCUCUCAAGAGCAUGUACAACGCUGAGAAGCGUGGCAAGAGGCAGGUCAUGAUCAGGCCUUCCUCAAAGGUGAUCAUCAAGUUCCUCAUCGUCAUGCAGAAGCACGGUUACAUUGGUGAGUUUGAGUAUGUUGAUGACCACAGAUCUGGCAAGAUUGUUGUGGAGUUGAACGGCAGACUGAACAAGUGUGGAGUCAUCAGCCCCCGCUUUGAUGUUGGUGUCAAGGAGAUCGAGGGAUGGACCGCCAGGCUGCUUCCAUCUCGUCAGUUUGGUUACAUCGUCCUGACAACCUCUGCUGGCAUCAUGGAUCACGAGGAAGCCAGGAGGAAGAACGUUGGUGGCAAAGUGCUAGGCUUUUUCUACUGAGCGGAAAUUUUGUGAAAGUUGUAUUUCAGACCGGUGUGAUAGGAUGUUAUCUCAGGACAUCAAGGUUGUCUACUUUUUGCCUGCAUAGCUGCUAUGCCUUUGUUAUGUUAUGUUGGAUUCAGUUAAUUAUGAGAUGCACUUUGGUCUUA